Molecule: messenger RNA, 1032 nt
Organism: Candidula unifasciata
Lineage: Eukaryota; Metazoa; Mollusca; Gastropoda; Stylommatophora; Geomitridae
Source: the annotation of a GenBank genome assembly
AUGGCAGAUGAGUAUGUCUUGGUGACUGGUGGCGCCGGAUACAUUGGCAGUCACACAGUGGUGGAGCUGCUCAGUGCUAACUACAAUGUGGUGGUGAUUGACAACCUGGUCAAUGCUAGUAUGGUAAGUGUCAGCAGAGUGGAGGACAUCACUGGAAAGAAAGUGCCAGCCCAUCAGGUUGAUUUACUGGACAAAAGUGCCAUCAGAGAUGUCUUUCAGAAGUAUAAGAUUUCUAUUGUGAUGCAUUUUGCUGGACUGAAAGCUGUAGGAGAGUCUGUGGCCCUUCCCCUCUUGUAUUACCACAAUAACAUUGGAGGCACAGUAAACUUGUUAGAGGUUAUGAAAGAAUUUGAUGUAAAAAACAUCAUUUUCUCAAGCUCGGCUACAGUGUAUGGCUCACCACAAUAUUUACCUGUUGACGAGAAUCAUCCUAUUGGAGGUUGCACAAAUGCCUAUGGGAAAACCAAGUAUUUCAUUGAAGAAAUUAUACGAGAUGUAUGCAAUGCAGAUAAGACAUGGAAAGGCAUACUGCUGCGAUAUUUCAACCCAGUCGGUGCCCACAAGUCUGGCAAGAUUGGGGAAAACCCACAGGGGGUCCCCAACAACUUGAUGCCAUUUAUAGCUCAGGUUGCUGUGGGGAGACGGGAGUAUCUGACAGUUUACGGAGAUGAUUACGACACUCCCGACGGCACAGGUGUCAGAGACUACAUCCAUAUAGUGGACUUAGCUAAAGGUCAUGUGGCAGCUAUAGACAAGCUGAAGAGGGACUGUGGAUGUGUGGCUUACAAUCUGGGCACUGGUGUAGGUUAUUCUGUGUUAGAUAUGGUGAAAGCAUUUGAGAAGGCAUCUGGCAAAUCUAUCCCCUACAAAGUAGCACCUCGCCGUGCUGGAGAUAUAGCUUCAGUUUAUGCCAACCCAGAGAAAGCUGAGAAGGAACUGGGAUGGAAAACCACAUUAGGCCUUGAUGAGAUGUGUGAAGAUCUGUGGAGAUGGCAGUCCAACAACCCUUACGGCUACGAAACAUCAAGCUAG